CCGUGCCUGUACUUCGUAGUUUGAAAUUCCCUGCUCUGCUUCCAUGCCCGGCCGAAACGCAGAGUGAAAUGGUGGGCUGAACGCUUGGAUUUUGUGGUAUGUAAUUCGGAGCCUGCGUCCAGAACUCGCCCCAUAUUUCGGAGGAACAGUUUCUAGUCGACCAAAGGUUCGGAAAGGGUCAACUCACAGGGAAAAAUUGAUUGCCGUACCCGUACUUUAUGACAUUGUGAACGAGAAGAAGUCUGGCAGGUGGGAUAGCUGCCAAGACCCUUUAGCCACAGCCUUACCUCUUACAGACCUCACUCGAGAAGUGAGGCUUACGAGAGCGCCCAGCCCAGCAUCGAAAGGAACACGAGGCACAAUCAUCAUCGCAGGCCGGACUGACUUUUUUUAAACUCAAACCAACAAACAUACGUACGCCAUCGCCCGUCACCAUCAUCCACCACCCAUCACUGCUCCUUCUCCUCCUUCGCUCUCCCCUCGCUUUCUCCCCCGACCACUCAACUGCCCGUUGCGAACGACUCUACGAUAACGAGCACUACGAACCAAACAUAUAGACUUUCCCCACCAGGAACGUGAUAGAAACAAAUCUGCAACGAUGGGGAUCAUGGAGAGUAUCGGAUCGGAGUUUAAGACCAGAAACUUUAGUGAGUUGCCGUGCCCUCAUGAUUUUCGAUAAGUUGGUUUGAGCACGACGGAUGGGAUGGGGCCAGAUAUGAAGAUCGAAGCUGACCGGAAAUGUGUGUAAUGUACAGGUAUAUACGGUCAAUGGUUAGAGCCUCCCCAUAGACAGAACACGCAGGCAGGGGACGGUUCGCUGAUUGAGUGAAAUAGGACGGGUAUCAUAGCGAUUCUACUUUGUAUCGCCGUCGGCAUCGCAAAUGUUUUCCACGCUUCUCUACUCAUUAUCUUCUCGGUCAUUUGCUUGUUAGUUGUCCGGUGCUAUUCAUCCUCCUUUAUAAUCUUGGUUUGCUAACAAAUUUCUGCCGCUUGUAGAGUUUCCGGUCUCCUACUUAUCUUCAUCGAAAUCCCAUUUCUUCUGCGUAUUUGCCCAACUUCAAAGAAAUUUGACGACUUUGUUCGCAAAUUCCACUCAAACUAUGGACGUGCCGGUAUCUACUUGGUUAUGGCCACUAUCCAGUGGGUCAGCAUUGUUAUCGAUGCGUCUAGUUUGAUCGCUGCGGCGGUAGUCUUGACCUUUGCUGGCGGUUUUUAUGGUUUGGCUGGCCUUAAAGGACAAGAGUUCAUGGGAAGCAAGACAUUGGGCGGAGCUGGCGUCGCACAGAUGAUAGUUUAAAAAGAGACGGAAGGGUGCUUUAUGCAGAGGAGGCAUUCGGAGCAGGUGGUAAGGCACUGGGAAAGGUGUCGUGUAAAACGUCAGGAGAUGAGCGGAUAUUCCUUCUCAUGAGUGUGGACGGGAUUCAUUUUUCUAUUUCGUUUUUCUUCUUUUCUUUUACGAUGGGACAUGGAUUCUUUUUUCUUUUUUUCUUUCUCCACCGCUUCCCCUACCCACCCUCCGGAUCACUCAAUGAUGCGUUUUAAUGAAUCAGUGGGAUAGCUUUUGUCGGUUUCCUUUCGCACAUUUUCCUUGUUAUGUCCCAUAGGUGAGUGGAGGGCACAUCUGGUGUUCUCCACACUUGUGGACGGCAGGGAAGGAGCUAUCUCUACAAUGACGAAAGGAAGGAGGUUCCCGUUCCCCAAAGGUGGCUGUCUCGAGGGGAGAAAAAAAGUUGGGAUAGCCUCUAGCCGCAGGAACUUUCUACAUUGUAUAUUUACUUGUAUGAGCUAUCUUUAUGAG
Tuber aestivum (summer truffle) is the source of this 1798-nucleotide messenger RNA. The record is from the annotation of a GenBank genome assembly. NCBI's taxonomy places the organism in Eukaryota, Fungi, Ascomycota, Pezizomycetes, Pezizales, Tuberaceae.